AUGGAUCAAGCAUCCCUUAUCCCAAGCAAUAAAAGGAGUCCGGUUCCAAGUAUCAUAUAUGUGUGUACAAAGAUAUUCCCAAUACUUACGUUCUUGAAUUUAGUAUUUUUGAACCCAAUUGUUCAGAUUAUUGUUUUCAUUUUAGUUUCUUUAGCAGAUUUUUGGUUAACAAAGAAUGUUUGUGGUAUGCAACUUAUUGGGUUACGCUGGUACUUUGAAUUUCAAGCAAAUGGGAAGUUAGCUUUAAAUUUUUAUUCAAAACCAGAUCCAUUUGUUCCAACCGAGCAAGAUUCUAAUACAUUUUGGAUGCUAUUUAUAACAGAAAUUAUUGCAUGGGCUGUAAUAGCAGUAGUUGAGCUAUUUCUCCGCAGUUUAUUACUAUUCUUAAAUUCUACAAUAAUAAUGCUAAUCCAACUCUUCAAUUUCCUUCUAUACGUUAAAGUGCAUAAAUUAGCAAAAGAAGCUAUGGAAAGAGAAGUUUUACAUCAAAUACAAGGGGAAGCUGUUAGUUUUCCUAUGGCAAAAUCUGAUUACUCAGAAGAAGAAACAGUUGAUGAACCAGUUGAUCCUGAUAUAUUGAAUAAAAUCCAAAUCAGUGACUCGGAAUCAAAUGAUCAACCAGAUACAAACCAAAAUCCUGAUCAAGAUAAUCAGCCAAGUGUUUAA
Molecule: messenger RNA, 666 nt
Organism: Trichomonas vaginalis G3
Lineage: Eukaryota; Parabasalia; Trichomonadida; Trichomonadidae
Product: Golgi APPARATUS membrane protein TVP23 family
Exons: 1
Coding region: 1-666 (221 amino acids)
Biological process (GO): vesicle-mediated transport; protein secretion
Cellular component (GO): Golgi membrane
Source: RefSeq, a predicted model, not a curated record